AUGACCGAUUCCGACUUCACAGACCCUCACGAUCUCCUUCCUCCUCCAGCACCACCUCUCCCUCCCAGCCGGCUUGGCCAACUGCAAAGAAUCAUAGCACCCUGGGGCAAGCACAUUGGUGCAAAAUCUCAUGGCGGCCCAUCCCAAGGCGACCGUGAUCAUGCGCUGCGCCAAAUCACAUCCCUACCCACCUACAGUUCUCUUGCCUCACCCAUUGCCACCCAUCGCACUGGGAUCCCGAUUGCCGCUCUUGACAUCAAUCAGGCCGGAACGCAUGCCAUCCUAGCCGGGAAGGACAUUCUCAAGACCGUUCGUGUCCAUGAUGGCAAGGUCACCGAGGACCUUAACCUUCGGGCGGCUAUCACUUCCUACGCCUCGACUCAUACUUCGCCCCAGUCAAACGAGGUCGGCAAGCGCAGGGAAUAUCUGCCCGCAAGGGAUGUGAGAUGGUCAACCGGACAUUGGAACCAUAUCAUAGCCACUGCAGCUACGAAUGGUCGCAUUGCCCUGUACGACUUGAAAGCAUCGGGCCUUAAGACGGAAUUCGCUUGGCUUCACGAGCAUACAGGUCAGAUCAACAAGUUGGACUUCGACCCGUCAGCAGGGUAUCUGUUACUUUCAGCCAGCCAAGACAAGUCUGUCAGGCUCUGGGAUCUGCGUAUCAAGCCAGACAAAGCAUUUCGAAGGUUCGACGUCCGAAGUGCUGUGCGAGACGUUCGCUGGUCCCCAUCGGCCCUAGAACCGCUCGAUUUUGCUGUUUGUGCGGACGGAGGACUCAUCCAGAAGUGGGAUGCCCGCUCUCCUUCGCGGCCCAUCCUGAGUAUCAGUGGACACGAGAAGGCAUGCUAUUCUCUAGAUUGGCAUCCUGAUGGCCGGCACGUGAUAUCUGGAGGCUUCGACAAAUACAUCCGGGUGUGGGAUUUGCAGAGUGACAAUCGCCGGCAGAAGCCUGUUCUCCAACUUAAGGCGCCUCAUGCGAUCCGAAAUAUCAGGUGGAGGCCUCCGUGUAGGACCUCGGAGACCUCGGAAUCCGGUCAUUGGCAGAGCACGCAAGUCGCCGUCUCCUACUAUCAUGAUGACCCCAGGAUCCAUAUCUGGGAUCUUCGAAGACCGCUGCUACCUUUUCGCGAACUCGAAAAAUAUAGCACGCCACCAAACGAUAUGCUGUGGGCCAACAAAGACAUGCUGUGGACAGUCGGGGAUGAAGGGAUUUUUACCCAGUGGGAUCUCAAGCAUACUGCACCUUUCUACACCCAGCUUCCACCGUGCGCUUCAGAAUUCAUGCCUGACGGAGAGUACUACACGUUCAGUGAGGAUAGAGAUUUUCGGCGCGGAUUCUCGCUGGAUGCCGCGGCAGUUGGUCUCUUGACGGUUCCCAAAGACAAACUCAGCAGCGGUGAUGAUGGUGCAGUGAGUCGGAGUUUCACAGAUGACGAAGGUAGCCUUGAAACAUCGGUUGGGGCGAGUUCCCGACGAGCUGGUAGAACAAUCGCGUCUUCCAGGUCCAACAAAUCUCAAGCAAGCAGUCCGCCCUCACUGGAUGAUAAGACACACGUCCUGCCUCUCGAUAAGGCUGUCUUCGGCUGCGGCGAAACGUUUAGUAAUGCGCAGGUAGGUAUGGCUGGCCAUGUUGUCGGUGUGGCCGCCCAGCCAGAAGUGGUUGAGUCCCUGGCGUCACAAUAUGCGAUCCCAGCAUCCGCCGAAGAGCGGAGGAGGUCUCCGCAGACCAUUCUCCCUCGUUUAGAGGCUGCCUUCAACCAGAAUGCCGCCGCAUGUGACGCUGUAUCUAUGCACCGCAUGGCUCAAUCAUGGAGAAUAUUGGGAGCAGUCAUUGUUCCGGAGCUCAAGGAUUGGGCCGACGCGAAUCGCGCAAAGCGAAGGGCCGACGCCGCCAGGAGACGGGAGACGUUGGAGAGCUUCCGCGCAGGCGGUCACCGAACCACAGUCUCCCCUCUGGCUGGACUUCCUCAUCAAGGCCUCAAUGUUAAGAGCGAAGGUAGGUCGCAGAAAUUGAUGAACAGUCUUUUAAAAGGCCUGGUGGAGGCCGAUCGUGCACACCAAGGGUCAGAACGGGACAGUACAUCGAAUAUGACCACACCACUAGCCAAACCACUCCCAAACUCGCCUCCUCAAGACCACAAGAGAUGGAGUGGGUUGAGUAGUGAUGACAGAAUUGAGAAUAUUGCGCCUCUUCCUCCCGCCCUACUGACCUCACACACGACUGCUGCUGCUGCUGCUCGGGCCCUUAUAAACAGCCCGAAGCGUGGAGCGACAUCCAAUGCCUCCUCGCCGGAAAUACUCAGACCUGUGCGUUCUAAUGCAAGCCAGAUAACCAACGAAAUGGAAAGGGCAGGGAUGUCACCGUCGCAGGCGGCCAAAGGCGGGCCGUCUGAUAUCCAGCGUACCAAACGAGAGACUCAGAAUCAUGAGGAUCGCAGAGCUGCGUUGAGGGACUAUCGCGUGCAGGCUCGGCCUAUAUUUACAUUGGACGAAUCGGCCAGCAAGCCUGUACCUGAUGUCAGACACGACUCGGCCGAAAGCUUUCCCAUGUUUUCCGCAUCAACCGAUAGCUCGCACAAAGCCAGGUCGCUUGGGCAGUCAUUCGAGUCGCCUGGAUUCGGUGGCGGGAAUAUUCGUGGGCGAACUGCAAACAACCAUGACGCGGAGGAUACUGAGCUCGAUGAAUCGUCUUUUGAUGACUACAGUCGGUCGCGACCAAGGUCGGAGCAGAGAUCUGAUGCUGCUCCGGAGGAGGCGACGAGCGGACCUCCUACCGACAACACACUACUGGACAUGAGUCCUGGACACGACUUGUCUGGUCAGGACGUGGGGAGGGGCACCGGAGCAGAGGAUCACACAACGUGGGACGCCGGAAAUGGACUUGGAUCGGCUCAGAAUCUGCAUUUAGAGACGGGGGUCUCAUCAUCUCCAGAUAUAUUCCAUUUCGAAGAAGGGUCAUCACUCCCCAAGCCACGUAUUCAUACGUUCAACCCGAUUCGCACGGAGAAGGAUAUCUCUGUAAAUGACAAGGAUGGUCGACAUGCGGAUGAUAUCUCCGCAGCUAUGUCGAUGGAAGACCUUGACAAGGAGGCGUAUCUGUUUGAAGAUUUCCGGCCCAUUGACUUGUCAAGGUAUGAGCCGAAACUGCCCUUCGCCUGGUCGUCACUGCCAUUGAUAUGUCAGAGUGUUGCUUUUGACGUCGACAAUGGUAUCGGACAUGGACAAUUCUCGACUCAUCUGCUUCUGCAUGUUCACCCAUACUUCUUCGACCCCAGCUUUCGAAAUCUCGAGCGAUCGGGUUCCGCAGGAGCGGAGUCUCUUGCUGAUAGACUGAUGACACCUGACCUUGGCCACCGUAUGAUCGAAAGCAUUUUCGAAAAUCAUCUGCAAUACCUGAAACAGAUGGGAUAUUUUGAGUCUGCGGCACUCGUGAGGAAGAUGUGUGUGGAGCUUCAGUACCCUCGAAUCCAUGCUGCAGAGAGCAACAAGCAGAAUAGUGGCAGCCUCACCAAUGGGGAUCCCAUGAGUGUCUCGGCAGCUUGCGCGAACUGUCAGAGAGUUAUGCCUCCUGGGACGAACGUUUGUGACGCGUGUCGGAGGAUCAGGGGUGUGUGUCCAAUCUGCGAAUCGAUCAGGACUGAUCAGGGCGGCACAUCUGCGCCGACCUCACCAGGCGGAUCUGACAUGCAAAGCGGGGGCCAGGCCGGGGACAUGUGGAUGUUCUGCCAAGCGUGCGGACAUUCAGGACAUGUCCGUUGCAUGAUGGAAUGGUUUGCUCAGCCUUUCAGUGAAGGCGCCUGUCCGUCACAAGGCUGCGGGUGUGACUGUGGGCCGGGGCUGACCCGCGUCCAGCGCAUUCAGGAACAAAUAAACAGAGAAGAAGAAGCAAAACUCAUCCGUGGAAGCAGUGCAGGAACUGGCUCGACAAAACGAGAUCCUCUCCGAGCAACACCCAGCCCAGCAGUCGACAAGGCGCGAGUGGCGCUGCGUAACAGUGCGGCUGCCGAGCGGGCAACCCAAAGUGGUGAUGAGCGGAGUAUGCCCGACAAGCGAGGAAAUGGUCGCAGCAAGCCGACGGCUCAAACAGGCUUCAGCGGUUCCAGAAAGAGCGUGCGGCUGGUCACACCUGGGGAGGAAGAUGCUGCACAAUCUCAGUAUAAGUCGUGA
This is a messenger RNA of Capronia coronata CBS 617.96, 4167 nucleotides long. RefSeq lists its product as uncharacterized. The record is from RefSeq and is a predicted model, not a curated record. Gene Ontology annotation, molecular function: protein binding. The transcript has 2 exons. NCBI's taxonomy places the organism in Eukaryota, Fungi, Ascomycota, Eurotiomycetes, Chaetothyriales, Herpotrichiellaceae. Bases 1 to 4167 code for a protein of 1388 amino acids. Gene Ontology annotation, biological process: positive regulation of TOR signaling.